This is a messenger RNA of Funneliformis geosporum, 278 nucleotides long. NCBI's taxonomy places the organism in Eukaryota, Fungi, Glomeromycota, Glomeromycetes, Glomerales, Glomeraceae. The record is from the annotation of a GenBank genome assembly.
AUGAAAUUAGAAAUUUGGCCUGAAGCCAUUAAAGCAGCUAAGAACAGGCUUUUGAUGUUGUCUGCAUUAGGUGAACUAAUUUGGUAUUUACGUUUGAAUGAAGACAAUGCUAAUAUUAGUGAUUCUACUCAACCUAAUAGUACAGUUGGUAUAGAAACAAAUGGAUCAACUGGUAAUUUUUGGUCUCAUUUGGAAGCUCAUCAUAGUAUACUUAGAUUUGAAAAAGAAAGUAAUAAUAAUCCUAUUCAAACAAAAAUUGAUGCAAUAUUUCAAAAACA